ACUUGCACAAUGAAAUGAAAGGGCAUUGUUGUAAUACUACCUAUUUGUUUCGGAAACCCUCACACACACACACACACACACACACACAUCCAUUUGGAUAUAAAAUCCCCAAAACCCUAACCCCAAAUUUGCCUCCUCCCAGCGCCGCCGUCCCCUCUCCCACCCACUCCCUACCCCGCCGGAUAAAAUGACGACCAGAUUCAAGAAGAACCGCAAGAAGCGCGGCCACGUGAGCGCCGGGCACGGUCGUAUUGGGAAGCACCGCAAGCAUCCCGGAGGCCGCGGAAACGCCGGAGGUAUGCACCACCAUCGCAUCCUCUUCGAUAAGUACCAUCCAGGAUACUUCGGCAAGGUCGGUAUGCGCUACUUCCACAAGCUCCGCAACAAGUUCCACUGCCCGACCGUCAACAUCGACCGCCUCUGGUCGCUGGUGCCGCAGGAGGUGAAGGACAAGGCGUCCAAAGAUAACGCGCCGCUCAUCGACGUCACGCAGUUCGGCUACUUCAAGGUCCUGGGCAAGGGAUUGCUGCCGGAAGGCAAGCCGAUCGUGUUGAAGGCGAAAUUGGUGUCGAAGAACGCGGAGAAGAAGAUCAAGGAAUCUGGCGGCGCCGUCGUGCUCACUGCUUGAUUUAGGGUUUUUAUUAUUUUUUACUGUUUUAUUUUGCUUUUCAAGUUUUAUUGCUAAGGGAUUUUGAAUGAAUUUGCUCGUUAUAUACUCUAAUAGAUGUUUUCAUCUUAUGAAUUUUGGAUUCUCAA
Molecule: messenger RNA, 756 nt
Organism: Salvia miltiorrhiza (redroot sage)
Lineage: Eukaryota; Viridiplantae; Streptophyta; Magnoliopsida; Lamiales; Lamiaceae
Product: 60S ribosomal protein L27a-3-like
Exons: 1
Coding region: 188-628 (146 amino acids)
Biological process (GO): translation
Cellular component (GO): ribosome; cytosolic large ribosomal subunit
Molecular function (GO): structural constituent of ribosome
Source: RefSeq, a predicted model, not a curated record